Lepus europaeus (European hare) is the source of this 1020-nucleotide messenger RNA. Its product is annotated as olfactory receptor 4D5. Gene Ontology annotation, cellular component: membrane. Lineage: Eukaryota; Metazoa; Chordata; Mammalia; Lagomorpha; Leporidae. The coding region runs from base 49 to 1020 and encodes 323 amino acids. The transcript has 2 exons. The record is from RefSeq and is a predicted model, not a curated record. Gene Ontology annotation, biological process: G protein-coupled receptor signaling pathway. Gene Ontology annotation, molecular function: olfactory receptor activity; G protein-coupled receptor activity.
GGAGGAGGACGACGACCCGGACGCCGCGGUGUUCGACAUCAGGUACAGAUGCAUUUCACUGGUCACAGCCAGCAGGUGAAUCCAGCAAAUCAUUCACAGGUCACAGCAUUUGUCCUUCUGGGGCUCUCUCAGGUAUGGGAGCUGCGGUGCUUCUUCUUCAUUGUCUUCUGUGCUGUAUAUCUUGUGACUGUAACCGGAAAUCUUCUUAUUGUGGCCAUUGUGACCUCUGACCCACGUCUGCACACAACUAUGUAUUUUCUCUUAGGUAAUCUUUCUUUCCUGGACUUUUGCUACUCUUCCAUCACGGCGCCCAGGAUGCUGGUUGACUUGCUCUCGGGCAGCUCCAGCAUUUCCUUUGGUGCCUGCCUGACUCAGCUCUUUUUCUUCCACUUCAUUGGCGGCAUCAAGAUCUUCCUGCUGACCAUCAUGGCGUAUGACCGCUAUGUUGCCAUUUCCCAACCACUGCGCUACACAUUCAUUAUGAAUCAGACAGUCUGUGGGCUCCUCAUGGCAGCCUCCUGGGUGGGAGGUUUCAUCCACUCCAUUGUACAGGUUGCAUUGACUAUCCAGCUGCCAUUCUGUGGACCUGACAAGCUGGACAACUUUUAUUGUGAUGUGCCUCAGUUGAUCAAAUUGGCCUGCACGGAUACUUUCAUCUUAGAGCUUCUAAUGGUGUCUAACAAUGGCUUGGUGACCCUGAUGUGUUUCCUGGUGUUGCUGGGAUCCUACACAGCACUGCUGGUCAUGCUCCGAAGCCACUCACGGGAGGAUCGUAGCAAGGCACUGUCAACCUGCACUUCUCACAUUGCCGUGGUCACCUUAAUCUUUGUGCCCUGCAUAUACAUCUAUGCAAGGCCUUUUCGGACAUUCUCCAUGGACAAAGCAGUCUCUGUGCUGUAUACAAUGGUUACCCCCAUGCUGAAUCCCGCCAUCUACACCCUGAGAAACAAGGAAGUGAUCAUGGCCAUGAAGAAGCUGUGGAGGAGGCAGAAGGACUUUCUCGGUCCCCCAGAGCGUUGA